UCCGAGCCGACAUUGGGCGCGCGCCCAGACACACUCUCCUGGCUCGGGUUGCGAGAGAGCCACGCGGCCGCAGCGAGGUGGAGGGGCUGCGGGCCCCGAACCCAGGUCGGUCAGCGUGUAAGCGCCCCUGCCGGCCAAGCUCCGUGGGAGGUCAGCUCCCCUACCCCUCCGGCGCCAGUAGUUCCUCUCCAAGAGCUUCCGGACCAGCGGCCCGGCCGCCCCCAGAGCCAGCCUCCCUUUCCCUUCCCCAAUCCGGGAGCCUGGACCAGGGAGGGGGCGCACGUCCGACGGCUGAGGCAUAGCGGGGCGCGAGCUGGCCCAGCAGGUGCCCAUCGUCACCCUGUGGGACCUCGGCGGUGAGCUCCGUCCUCCAAGCCAGGCUUGGUCACCACCCCGGCGGGGACCCGACACCCAGCCGAGCGCGCCGCCCCCUCGGGGACCCGCUGGGCGGGGCUGAGCGAGGCUGGGAGUGCGGGCGCGGGGACGCAGGGAGAACCCAGGGCUCAGCGUCACCUCGGCUGUCUCCAGCAGAGCCCGGCACCCUCGCCCCCCGUCUCCGUUGAUUAUGCUGUAUUCAUCCAGCAGAGUUUAAAACAAUUCUCUUUUAAAAAGGCAUUUUACUCCGCGCGUCUUCCUUACAGCCAUUUAGUUGGGAGUUAGCGGUGGGCAGGGGGAGGGUGAAGAAACGCCUGCUCUGAAUCGGAAAACACCGAGAGACCAGAACAUCUCUUUCAGCAGCAGGGAAGAGAGGAGCCGUCGCGGGAGCCGCACACGUCUCCAACUCUCUAUUGCUUUUUUGCGCACAUUCCUAACUGCCUGACGUCCAUCCCAGCGGGCAGGCAUGGGGUGUUUGGGCAACAGCAAGACGACAGAAGACCAGGGCGUCGAUGAAAAAGAACGACGCGAGGCCAACAAAAAGAUCGAGAAGCAGUUGCAGAAAGAGCGCCUGGCUUACAAGGCUACCCACCGCCUGCUGCUCCUGGGGGCUGGUGAGUCUGGGAAAAGCACGAUCGUCAAACAGAUGAGGAUUCUGCACGUCAAUGGGUUUAAUCCCGAGGAAAAGAAGCAGAAAAUUCUGGACAUUCGGAAAAAUGUUAAAGAUGCUAUCGUGACAAUUGUUUCAGCGAUGAGUACUAUAAUACCUCCAGUUCCGCUGGCCAACCCUGAAAACCAGUUUCGAUCAGACUACAUCAAGAGCAUAGCCCCUAUCACUGACUUUGAAUAUUCCCAGGAAUUCUUUGAUCAUGUGAAAAAGCUUUGGGACGAUGAAGGCGUGAAGGCAUGCUUUGAGAGAUCCAACGAGUACCAGCUGAUCGACUGUGCACAAUACUUCCUGGAAAGGAUCGACAGCGUCAGCUUGGUUGACUACACACCCACAGACCAGGACCUCCUCAGAUGCAGAGUUCUGACAUCGGGGAUUUUUGAGACACGAUUCCAAGUGGACAAAGUAAACUUUCACAUGUUUGAUGUCGGUGGCCAGAGGGAUGAGAGGAGAAAAUGGAUCCAGUGCUUUAACGAUGUCACAGCGAUCAUCUACGUCGCAGCCUGCAGUAGCUACAACAUGGUGAUUCGAGAAGAUAACAACACCAACCGGCUAAGAGAGUCCCUCGAUCUUUUUGAAAGCAUCUGGAACAACAGGUGGUUACGGACCAUUUCUAUCAUCUUGUUCUUGAACAAACAAGAUAUGCUAGCAGAAAAAGUCUUGGCAGGGAAAUCAAAAAUUGAAGACUAUUUCCCAGAAUAUGCAAAUUAUACUGUUCCUGAAGAUGCAACACCAGAUGCUGGAGAAGAUCCCAAAGUUACAAGAGCCAAGUUCUUUAUCCGGGACCUGUUUUUGAGGAUCAGCACGGCCACCGGCGACGGCAAGCAUUACUGCUACCCACACUUCACCUGCGCCGUGGACACAGAGAACAUCCGCAGGGUGUUCAACGACUGUCGCGACAUCAUCCAGCGGAUGCACCUCAAGCAGUACGAGCUCUUGUGAGGGCGCUGCCGCCACCCCGCCACGGAGCGGCGCCCGGGACUGCCUGUCUGCCGGCCCACGCCAUGGUAGGAGGCAGAGUCUCUAGUUCCAUCUCGCUGCCGUCUGUCCUGUUCUGUGUCGACCACCAAGCCUCUGGCUACCUCUGUCCCCUCAGGUUUGGUUGUGUAGCUUCUGUUGUCAUUGAAUACAACCUUCCGCAGCAUCCCACCCCGAAACCACUGACUCUCACUUGCUGACACUGCAGCAGAAUCUCUCCGGGUGGGGGCCCCUUUAUUCAUUCUCAUUUAUUGAUUCAUUGAGGAGAAUCUGGUAGAUGGGGAGAAAACGCGUUUGGGUUUUUUCAUGUUAUCAAGCGUUACUGCAAGAGCGUAUGUCCAGUGCCCCCAGCCGCGGCCCUCUGAGUUUCCCUUUAUGAAGCUGCAGGCUGACGAGCAAUGGUCCCUUCCCAUCAGCCUUGGCCCAAGACUUAGAGUCGACCCCAAGCAACAGAGUGACCAGAAACCCUUUUACAGUCACAUUUGGAGUUGCUGCUGGCCUCAGGCAUUUGAAUUACAGCUACUUUGAGCCUCUUACCUUUAGGCAGAAAACCUACCACAUUCACUACUGCAAAACGUGUCCUGUCUAAAAAUGAUUCUCUAAACUUUCACUAUAUUUAGGCAUAAUCUUCUUAGAUUCUCUUUGUUGUUGUCCUAUUGCUGGUUUGUUAUACUGUACAGACCACAAAAUGUAACAUUCUUUUGUAUAACUACUAAACAAAAAUCCUUGUAGAUCUUUGUGCCUUUACCAUGGCUAUCUAUACCUGUACAUGAAAUGUGUUUGUAUUGUGCUGAAUAGCUUAAUGUCAACAUUACCUGCUGCUUACUCUGAAAAAAGGAAUGAAUGGUAGCUGUAGAAUUUAGGAUAUUUUAUCGGUUGGCACUUUAUAAAAUACUCCUUGAUUUAAAAAAUUGUAAGUUAUACACAUUCAUCAUCCACAUUCUACCAACAAUGUCGUACCAACAUCACAAGCUGUUGCAACCACCUGCUCCUACUUCUCUGAGCUGUAAAAACCUGAACUCAAUUCACUGGUACAAAUUGCAAUCUAAUCUUUUCAGAGAACCAGGGAUUUUCUUUUUCUCUCUCUCUAGACAGUAUGUUUCCUAAUUACUCUGCUAAUGAAAGACUUCUUCAACUUCCCUAAGUGGGAACAGGGCAAUGAUUCCCUUAGUCAAAACUCUGGACACAGGCUACAUCAGACAAGUAAACAAAUGGCAAGAGAAAAACAAAACAUGAUGUGUCGACGUUUAUGUCUGGCCUAAGAGAGUAAGGAUGACAGCUUCACUUGCCUUUUGAAGAAGAAACAUUGCAAAACCUUAAUUUGAAGUAUAAUGUCAAAAGAUAUGGCUCUUUCUCACCCUUGCAAGAUUUACAAAUACAGCCUCAAACAUUAUGCACACAAACAAUAUCUAGAAAGUAGGAACUGUUGUAGUGAUGACGUUUCACAUUCUAUCUGUAGCCACAGUGUUGAGGGUAGUUUUUGUAGGUCUAAAAUAAUCUGUAAAGAUGCCCAAAGUUAAAUUUUCAACAAAACAAAUCUAGAGAAGUGACAGCCUACAUUAAUUACUCGCCUCUCAGUCUUUAGUCUUUAAUAUUUUAAAGUUUACUCUAUAAAUCAGCAUUUUGUAAUCCUUUAUAAACUCAUCCAGAUUUAAAUGCUUUUUCAUGAAGAAAGGAUGACAACUUUGUAGACAGUCAGUGCAACACACACAUUUUUAUCUCAUCACCAUCUUCCUGCCCCUCCCAUCCACUGUCUCAUAAAACCCUCAGCUGAACUAAGAUAAAUGCAGUGGAAAUCAUUUUCAGUUCCCCUUGCACUCUCAAAGUAAAACAAGAAAACUGCAAAGCUACACCCCCAGCAAGAAAAGGAAGUGUGGUGUUGUAUGCAUCAUCACUCAACAAUUACCCUGUAACUAAACAUCCUGUUUAAGAGUUUAAUUCAUACAAGAGCCAGAUUUUAAGAAAAAAACAAAAAGAAUAAAUUUUAUCUGGCUUAAAAUUAUUAAAGCAUUCAUGUUCAAGUACCAAAAGCCACAUCCCGUUCCAUGCUUCGAGUCUCUUUUGAUCAUCGACAGGCAUUAUCAGAUGUAUCAACUGGGUCUCCUAUAGAGAAAAUUACACUUAUCUAAAAAUCUGAUCCAUUAACUUAUCAAGUACAAAAAUCUACAAAACAAUAUGUCCUCCACAUCACAUCUGUACUUUUUUUUAAAUAUAUUUUUUGAGACAAAGUCUUGCUCUUUCACCCAGACUGGAGUGCACGAUCUUGGCUUACUGCAACCUCCACCUCCCGAGUUCAAGGGAUUCUCCUGUCUCAGCUUCCCAAGUAGCUGGGAUUAUAAGCGAUUGCCAUCACACCUGGCUAAUUUUUGUAUUUUUAGUAGAGAUGGGGUUUCACCAUGUUGGCCAGGCUGGACUUGAACUCCUGACCUCAAGUGAUCCACCUGUCUCAGCCUCCCAAAGUGCUGGGAUUACAAGCAUGAGUCACUGUGCCCUGCCACAUCUGUACUUUUAAGGGUACAGCUUUACAGUACAUAGGAAUUUGAGAACCACUUCACAGGAAGAGGGAAACAAGCCCAAUAUUUAUGUAUACACAUAAUCUCAAUGUGUGCUGGGGUCACCAGGCCCUUCCUGGGGGAGCAAGGACUGUCGUGCAUGUGAGUGAUGACAUUAAUAGCAUUUACAUACUGUACAGAUGCAACCUUUGAUGAUACAUAUAUUUGAUAAAAAUGAGAAAACAGAUAUGUUGUAGAGUACCUGUCCAUUUUUACAGCAUGAGAACAGUACAAUCAACUAUUUAUUUUGCAGUUACUCAUUUCAGUGAUUGAGAAUUUCUGUGAUGUGCAGAGAGACAGCCUAUAAUUGGUCUCAACAUCCACUUGAUUCUAACAUGAUCUCUGCCCAAAGUUCCAUUAUUUGGGUUUUGAUAUUUGUUGCUAAGUGCAAACGUCAACUGCUCUUCACCUUGUCUUAUGCUUUCUGAGCAGGUUCAAUCCAGAAAGAAAAGGUGAGGCUAAAAGCCCAAAGUGAGUGAGUGUGAGGACCAUAAGGAAGCCCACCGCUCCACAGUAGAUGAUCAAAACCACGUGCUCACGUGGGAGGUAGCACUUGGAGAGGGCAUAGUCUGUGGGCGUGAUGCUACCCUGGAAAGGAGAAGAGAAAGUUAAGCUGAGAGCACCAGACAUAGGUUGAACACCACAGUCUUAGAAACUACAGAGGGAAGACUGCCUUCUCAGGUCCCCCUCAGGUGAGACAGGGAAGGGGCCCUCCUCACCUGAGACCAAGAGGGCCCGGCCUUCCUCCUGCACAGGUCACCCCCUGACUAGCCCAGGCUCUGGCAGGAGAGACAAGGAAGGCCCAGGCGUGCCUGGGUGGAAAAUGUCUGGGACACUGACCUCUCUGUCAAAACUGGCCCCUGGCCCACGGGGGUUCCCAUCAAAUAUAGUAGGGGAUCCAUAACAGAGAUUCAGAGAGGCACCGUGGAGUUCCAGGGUCAUCAGUCAGCGAGGAACAGGAGGGAAGGGUGUCUUCCUGCCCCGUGAUGCUCAACUAAGCAAUCGUUCCCUAGAAACACAUGUGUCUAGGUCAUCUCAGUGGGCUUUUCUUUGCAGGUACUUUUAUGUGGAAUGACAGUGGCAAAUGUUUUCAUUUACUUUGAAUCUUAAAAUGUUAGGGCUUCCUCACCUUUUUAUGAAGUAAAAGAACUUGACAUACCAGCAUCAUGAGCUGGAUGCAGGAGCCCAUGGCUGAAAGGAGUUAAAACACCCAGUGGUCAUUAACUGAAACAUUUGUAUCAACCUGCAAAGGCUGUUGCAUUCUCUGCCAGGAAAAAUGGACAUGUUUAGAAACUAGGAGAAGAUGGCUGAGUACAGCUAAUGAAUAAAUGGUUGUUUCUUUAGAAAACUAAACACACACAGAGUGUAAGAGGAGAGGACAUGGCCUUCCCUGAAGGAUAAAUUCCACCUGGACGGUGCCCUGCCCUCGUUCUUCACAGUAACCACCCAAGAAUGUCAUGCCGAUUGGUUCCUGAAAGGGUGUUUGGCAAGGGGCAGUGUAUGGACCUAAGUGUAGAGGAAAGGAAAUUGUGUGGCUUUUGUAAAUUUUUAUAGAUUGCAGCUAUUAAAUAGUUGAUUACUGUGUUGAUUUAAAUACUUAUGAAAGCUUUCAGACAAAAAUAAACUUUCACCUUACCAUGA
Molecule: messenger RNA, 6213 nt
Organism: Cebus imitator (Panamanian white-faced capuchin)
Lineage: Eukaryota; Metazoa; Chordata; Mammalia; Primates; Cebidae
Gene: GNAL
Product: G protein subunit alpha L
Exons: 12
Coding region: 842-1984 (380 amino acids)
Biological process (GO): adenylate cyclase-modulating G protein-coupled receptor signaling pathway
Cellular component (GO): heterotrimeric G-protein complex
Molecular function (GO): GTPase activity; GTP binding; G protein-coupled receptor binding
Source: RefSeq, a predicted model, not a curated record